GAAAAUUCUCUUUUUGCCGAACAUGGUAUGACAACUCAUCGUUUGUCUUGAUCUUCCAACAUAUUAAUGUGUUUAGAAAUUUUAUAAAUUAAAAUUCAACGUAAUAAUUCCCCCAACAAAUAAGAUUUUGGAAUGGCAAGCCCUCGUACAAAGCGGGUUCUUCAAGAACUUAGAACCAAAGAUGAAAACAAUAAUUGCUUUGAAUGUGGUUCUCAUAAUCCCCAGUGGGUUAGUGUAACAUAUGGGAUCUGGAUAUGUUUAGAUUGUUCUGGUAAGCACCGAGGAUUAGGUGUGCAUUUAAGCUUUGUUAGAUCUGUCUCAAUGGACAAAUGGAAAGAUAUUGAAUUAGAAAAAAUGAAGGUUGGUGGAAAUAGAAAAGCAAAGCAAUUUUUGGAAAGUCAACCUGAUUAUAACCAUAAAAUGCCUUUGAAGGACAAAUAUAAUACCCGUGCAGCUGCUUUGUAUAGAGAUAAGAUCAGUACGGAAGCUCAAGGAAAACCAUGGUCUAUUGAAACUUCAUCUGCAAAGAACUAUUCUGCUAACAGUAUGACCAAAAGUUCUUCAAGCAGCAGUUUGAAAUCCUAUAAUUAUUCUAAUGAUUAUUCUUCAUCUCGAUAUCAAGGUGAAGAGUGGGAUAAUUUUAGCUCUGGAUAUCAGAGUCUUCCAGAUAAAAAUGUGUCUUACCAAAGAGAUGAUUUCUUCAACAGAAAGCAGGAAGAAAAUAUGCAGAGACCAGAUGACAUUCCUCCAAACCAAGGUGGAAGGUACACUGGUUUUGGUUACACAAUGGCAGCACCACCAAGAAGUCAUUCUCAAGAAUUUGUGGAUGGGGCAUGGUCUUCUUUAUCAAGUGGUUGGUCAUCUUUUACUUCUGGAGCUACUAAAUUUGCUUUUAAAGCUUCUGAAAGUGCUGUUAAAUUAAGCUCUAUUGCUACACAGAAAGUAGUAGAACUGUCAGAAACUGUAAAUGAAAAGGUAAAAGAAGGAAGCUUAGUUGAAGACUUACAAUCCCAGGUUACAAAUAUUAGUACUAAGGUUGCAGAUGUUGGGAAGAAAAGUUGGAAUGACUUAUCAUCAAUUUUUAACCAAAAAGUAAAUUUAGAACAAGCUGAAGGAGCACCAAAUGAAAAGUCAUCAUUAUUAGGUCUAGGCAGCCCUAAGGAUUUGAGUCUGCCAACUCAAGGAGCUGCAACUUCCACUGAAUGGCAAAGUGAAGACUGGAAUUGGUCGAUGAAGGAAACAUCGCCUACUUCCCCUAAAAGUGAUAAAACAAGAGAUUCCAGUUCCCCAAAGAAUUCUAAAAAUCGUGGAAGCACUCCCACAUCACCUCAAAAUAGAAAAUCAAGAGAAGGAGAAAAAUUACUGAUAGAUUUUGGAAACAGUGGAGAAUAUAGAAAAACAGAAUAUGAAAGUAAAAAUGCUGACUGGGACAAUAGCUGGGAAGAUAAUUCAUGGGACCCAUUAGAAGGAAAAACAUCAAGUAAAGGUUAUCAGAGGAUAGGAUCAAAAAAAGAUUAAAUUUAGUAAAUAACUGUUUAUGCCCUACAUGAACAAGUGUUAUUUAAGUAUUUUUAAGUAAGGCUAUUGGAUCAGUUUUCUGUUUUUAAUGAAAACGUUUAUUAUUUUUAUUUUUUCAUAUUACAAAAAUAGUUUUUAAUGAACCACAUUGUUAAAAUGUUUAAGCAUGAUCAUAUCAUAGCUCUUCAUUUUAAUUAUUGAGAAAUUUGGUUCAUUUCUGUAGUUGUAUGUUUUAUGCCUUUUUUCUGUAGCUUCUCUUUUAUCAACAUAUCAUAAGCAUUUAUAAGUUUCUUUUGAGCUUAUAUUUUUAUAUUACCGUUAUUACAUUGGAAGUAAUUAUUAUUACAGAUGACAAAAUUAAUUCAGUUUGUACAUAUAUUAUAAAAAUAACCUGAAAAUAAAUCUGCUGCUUUUAUUUUCUCUUUACAUUUGGCUGUUCCCGACUUUCUUUUAAAGCAAAAUUUUAAAUGUACUUCUAAUUUAAAAAAUGUGUAAUAUAAGGUUUCUGUUCAUAUGUUUUAUUGUAAGAAUAGUAUUGUAAGUUGUUGCUAGCAUUAAAUUGUUUUUUGAAUUUUUAUAGUGGUUUAUUCUUGUUGUGUAAAAUUAUAUGAAAAGUUUUAUGAAGAAAAGGAAUUUAUUCUAAAAGUGCCUGAUUUAAAGAUAAUUGUUAGUACUAGUAAUGUUGUUAAAAUCAGCUUUUUUAUGUGAAUGUCCAUUUUGUUUAAUUAAAAAUAUGUUUAGAAAAUUUUAAAAUAUGCUAAAAAAUUGAGAUAAUUUUUAAUUGCUUGUUUUACAUACUACUAUAUAUUCCUUUUCCAUUUGUUACUUGUAUCCAUAUUGAUUUUUAAUAUACAAUUUUGUUUAUUCAAUAUUAUUUUUUUAAUAUAUAUAAUUAGAAAGAUGCGUACACAUCUUUAAAAGGCAAGUUUCAUUAAACUUGGAUGAAAUAAAUUUUGUGUAUUUUUAUGUGGUAUAGUAAGUUUAAUAUGUGUUAUAUGUAUAAAUGGAUGUGAAAAUAUUUUCAAAAUAUAAAAAUGUGUAUAUUUCUUGUUCUUCAAAGUGAACCAAGUUUUUAAAAAAUGCUUAUCCCCCCCCCAUUUAAUUAUAUGCACCAAUUUAUUUGCCUGUAUGUAUGUAUAUUAUGAAUUUUUGAAACCUGAAUAGAAACUAAGUUGGUGUCAUUAAUCUUACAUUCUAAUUCUGAGUAUUGGUUUUAUAUCUGUAUACACACAUUAACAUAACCUAGAUUUCCUAUGAAGCCAUUUUAUAUGAAUUUAAUUUUUUUAACAAAUUUUGUUCCAUUUUUCCCUUUCUAAAAGUUUGCCUUAAAAUAUUUUUAUAACUAUCAAAAAAAUAAUUUCCUUAUUUCAGUACCCAUUGCAUUGAAGUAUAGGUGUAAAGAAAUAUUUAUUAAUCUGUAAAUAAUUUGAGCAGUAUUUUUAGAUGUAUUUAAUGUUGCAACGUUUCAGGCUUUUUCAUCCGUAAAUUAUUCACUCUGAAACUGUAUUAUUAAAUUUCAUUGUAUUAUUUAUUCAAAUCCUGUAUUAUUUAUGCAAGUUCUGGGUUUAUUAAUGAAACUAUUUUGUAUUAAGCAUCCUACUUUUUGCUUCUGCUGUCUCGGAUUUUACCGUAGUCAACCAUUGUACUUCCAAAGUAAAUUUUUUUUUUUUUUUUUUUUUUUUUUUUUAAUGCUGCCAAUCUGUUUUUGUUUAAAUCUGAUUUGUAUAGGGGAGCUUGUUAUCCAAUUAUAAAUUUGUUUGCUAUUUUGACUAUCAUUAAAUAUGUUUAAUUCAAAAGACAUAUAAUUUCUGUUAUGUAUUACACAAAAUUAAGGAUAACAUGAUAAAUUUUAUAUUUUUAUUAUGUAAGUAAGCAUUAGCUCAUUUUAAAUAAAGUGAUAGAUGCUCUAUA
Messenger RNA from Stegodyphus dumicola, 3429 nucleotides. It is a transcript of the gene ArfGAP1, whose product is annotated as ADP-ribosylation factor GTPase-activating protein 1. The record is from RefSeq and is a predicted model, not a curated record. NCBI's taxonomy places the organism in Eukaryota, Metazoa, Arthropoda, Arachnida, Araneae, Eresidae. Gene Ontology annotation, cellular component: Golgi membrane. Gene Ontology annotation, biological process: regulation of endocytosis; regulation of ARF protein signal transduction. Gene Ontology annotation, molecular function: GTPase activator activity.